ACACAGAACUCUGAAACUUUGAAUUCUCGAGAAGAUUAUGUCCACAGAAGAAGCCGUCGUGUAUCCCACUUAUGUGAUACUUGGCUCUGGUGGCCACACGGCCGAGAUGUGCAGGAUCACCAAGGCCCUGCUCCAGCAGCAGCGGGCAAAAGACAGCGACAAGUACCAGCCAAUUCGCUUUGUCGCUGCCAACAAUGAUGAGACCUCGGAUCGUCAACUGCUCGCCGUUCUGGGUGACUCCGGCACUGAUAGCCUCCUACGUGUGCCACGGAGUCGCAACGUAGGCCAAAGCUGGCUAAGCAGCGUCUUCACCAUCAUCUACGCGCUGCUCUGGAGCUGCUGGCUCAUCUGGCGCGACCGGCCGCAGCUGGUGCUCUGCAAUGGUCCCGGCACCUGUGUGCCCUACUGCUAUGCUGCCUACAUGUGGCGUCUGCUCGGCCGCCUGCCCGCCCACAGUCGCAUUGUGUUCGUGGAGAGCUUCUGCCGCGUGGAGACGCUCUCGCUAAGCGGUCGUCUGCUGCUGCCGCUGGUGGACAUGUUCGUGGUGCAUUGGCCCGCACUGACCAAACGCUACGAGGAUCGCCCCAAUCUCCGCUACUUCGGAAGACUCUUUUAGCUUGUGGUUUCUUCUUCUGGCUUGUGUGGCUUGUUGCUUUAAUUGAGGUACGUCGGAACAUAACAAAAAUGCUUCUGGGGAUGAAUAAAACAGAAAUGAUCG
Molecule: messenger RNA, 718 nt
Organism: Drosophila subobscura
Lineage: Eukaryota; Metazoa; Arthropoda; Insecta; Diptera; Drosophilidae
Gene: Alg14
Product: UDP-N-acetylglucosamine transferase subunit ALG14 homolog
Exons: 1
Coding region: 38-616 (192 amino acids)
Biological process (GO): dolichol-linked oligosaccharide biosynthetic process
Cellular component (GO): UDP-N-acetylglucosamine transferase complex
Source: RefSeq, a predicted model, not a curated record